GCAUCUUUUGUUCAGCGUUUGAUUGGUGAUGAUCUUUUAGAAUUCCAUCAGGCAGUAUUGUCUACACUACGAGAUGCCGAAGAUGGUUCUAUGCAAUGUGAUACUACAUCUUUACCUUCGUUACCUCCACAUAAUCCAUUACUUACGCAUACUCAUGAAGAUUUAGCUCGACUGAGUGAGACACACACAGAUCUUGAACAUGAUCAAGAUGAUAUAAGUGAUAAUGUUCCAGCGCCAAAACAUUUGACUCUAGAGCGUCAACUUAAUAAGAGUGUUUUGAUCGGCUGGUCACCACCUGAGCCAGUUGGAUAUAAUUUAAUCGAUAGCUAUCAUGUUUAUGUAGACGGAGUUUUGAAGGUUACGGUUAAAGCUAAUGAGAGAACACGAGCACUAAUUGAAGGUGUCGAUUCCAAUAGGCCACAUCGAAUAAGUGUAAGAAGUGUAACACAGAAUCGUCAAACAUCACGUGAUGCAGCUUGUACUAUGAUCAUUGGUCGUGAUACUGCGCAUUUGGGGCCGUCUGCUGUACGUGCAUCUCAUAUUACGUGCUCAUCAGCAGUUAUAUCAUGGCUGCCGGCAAAUUCGAACCACCAACAUGUCGUUUGUGUAAAUAAUGUUGAAGUACGUACCGUAAAGCCGGGAGUUUAUCGACAUACCAUCACAGGGUUAUCACCAAGUACACAAUAUCGUGUUACUGUACGAGCAAAACACUUACGUGCUCCAGGAGGACAACCAACACCAGGCCGACCGCAAGAAGAAGCGCCGGGUGCUUAUGCUGAUUUCCGUACAUUAACCAAAGGGUUGCCGGACCCUCCACAAGUGAGAUAGAAAAUUUUUAUAAAUUGAAUUAAAAUUUUACUAAGCAUAUGUCUUAUUAUAUUUUAUAUGACAUUUAUAAAUUAGUAUAGAGUUUAUUACCUACUAAUAUCGAGAUUGAAGAAGAUUGCACAACCACAUUUAAAAUAAUAUCUAAAAAGUGGGUUGAUGAAAUGGAAAUAGAAGAGAAGAGAGUAGAAGAGUAAAAUUA
This is a messenger RNA of Teleopsis dalmanni, 1027 nucleotides long. Its product is annotated as RIMS-binding protein 2-like. NCBI's taxonomy places the organism in Eukaryota, Metazoa, Arthropoda, Insecta, Diptera, Diopsidae. The transcript is spliced from 4 exons. Bases 91 to 828 code for a protein of 245 amino acids. Gene Ontology annotation, molecular function: protein binding. Gene Ontology annotation, biological process: neuromuscular synaptic transmission. The record is from RefSeq and is a predicted model, not a curated record.